AGCCCUCCGGCAAUUCAUCAGGAAGCUGUCAUUUGUGGGCAUCGGUCGAGCCCGUCUCACUGGUUGCACCUUCUCCAUCCGGGCGGGGUUGAGAUGAACACAUCCCAUUCCGUUCAUCCGAUCCUGUCAAGUAAGUGAGCUCGGAGCCUGACUCUGGGAGUCGAAGGGCUAUGGGUUCCACGUUGCAGAACAAGUCUGAAAGUUUGCACCUGGCUGGGCCUGAGAAGCCAAUAUAGCCGACCCCAUCUCCAAUUCCCCGGAUAGCACCUCCGCCAUUUGCUUUUGAUCCUCAGUCUCCUCCCAACACGGGAUGGCCCUUCUGAAUUGCGUUCUGGCCGUGCUUUCGAUGCUGGUAUCGCUGUGCCAGGCCCAUCCUGCCUUGCAGGCCCGCGACGUUUCCUCCCAUCAACUCUCCGAGUUCGCAUUCUGGGCACAGUAUGCGGACGCCGCCUACUGCAGCAACAACUAUGACCCCAAGUCCUCGGGAGCGAGGAUCCGGUGCUGGGACCGCGGCUGCCCAGCCAUUGAGGCCACCAACACGACAAUUGCGCUUGCCUUCUCCAAUGCCACGAUGACCGAUACCGCUGGCUUCGUAGCCGUGGACCACACCCACCGCCGCCGCAUCAUCUCGUUCCGCGGCUCCUACUCGGUGCGCAACUGGCUGGCGGACGUGAUGUUCGUCUUCACCGACCCCCACCUGUGCAACGGCUGCCUAGCCGAGCUGGGCUUCUGGACCUCAUGGACGCUGAUCCGCAGCGACGUGAUCCGACAACUCGAACAGCUACAGAAUGCGUACAGCGACUACGAGCUGGUGCUGGUGGGCUACAGUCUUGGCGCGGCAGUUGCGACUCUGGCGGCGGCGGAUCUUCGCACGCGCGGGUACAAGGCGGCGCUGUACGCCUACGCGUCGCCGCGGGUGGGGAACGAGGCGCUAGCGCAGUUCAUCACCAAUCAGGGCGGCAACUACCGCUUCACACAUACGAACGACCCAAUCCCGAAGCUGCCGCUGCUGAUCAUGAACUAUGUGCAUAUCAGCCCGGAGUAUCAUAUCCUGUCCGGAGAUAAUGUCACCGUGCGCCCCCAGGAUGUGGCGGUCUACGAGGGGUCGGUCAACUAUGCUGGCAAUACGGGCACAGGUUCGCCCUCGCUGAGGGGGCUAUCGGCGCAUCGGUGGUAUUUUCAGUUGGUGGAUGGGUGUAAGGAACCGGGGUUCCCUUGGCGGAGGGGGGAGUAGCAUACAGUUCUGGUGCGUGUGACAUGACUUACGAUGUUAGUG
Messenger RNA from Aspergillus aculeatus ATCC 16872, 1276 nucleotides. RefSeq names its product lipase family protein. Gene Ontology annotation, biological process: lipid catabolic process. Lineage: Eukaryota; Fungi; Ascomycota; Eurotiomycetes; Eurotiales; Aspergillaceae. The transcript has 3 exons. The coding region runs from base 311 to 1234 and encodes 307 amino acids. The record is from RefSeq and is a predicted model, not a curated record.